This is a messenger RNA of Perkinsus marinus ATCC 50983, 261 nucleotides long. RefSeq lists its product as hypothetical. Lineage: Eukaryota; Perkinsozoa; Perkinsida; Perkinsidae. The record is from RefSeq and is a predicted model, not a curated record. The transcript has a single exon. The coding region runs from base 1 to 261 and encodes 86 amino acids.
AUGCUCAUUGAGAUCUUCCCGGGAUCAACAUAUGCUAAGAAUGUGAUCGGAGACACUACGUUUUUGGGCCACCUCUUCGGUCGAGGUUGGUUCUAUCUUGUCCUUGGUACUUUCUACGUGUGCAGUGGCCAUAUCGUAUGUACAAUCACCGGUGUAUAUCUGUUGGUUGUCGGUGUGAUCUUCGUAACACUGGGUGCGAUUCGCCAUAGUGAGGAAGGCUGGUCAGCUGAGGAAGAGCUUGAGGUCAAGUCUGAGGUUUAG